UUAAUUAAUAAAUAUAAUUAAUUAUUAUAUGUGCUACCAACACAGACACAUAUGCAUAUAAAUGAAUAAUACCUAAAAACCAAAAGACUCAACAUCAUAAAAUUCUACAAAAAGUGUAAAACAGCCUUUAAAGCACACCAUAAAAACCGAAAAAAGACAUAGUAUAGUAUAUAUUUUAAAUAUAUACACAAAUAUAGCGCUAUAUAAUCGCCUGACUGAUAAGUCGCCGCGCUUAGUGCACGCAAAAAAAAUUAGAAAUCAAGUCGCAUUGCAACUUUUGAACUCGUCGCGCUGCGAUGAUUUCCCAUACAGUGAGAGUAUUUAAGCUGAUGUAUAUCGUUGCUGGCAUUCUGAUAAGCAAUGAGGAAAUCUGUGAUACAGUCGAUCGCAUACAGAUUGCGCCACGCGUCGAGAUGAAGAACGAGCUGGAGCAUCGAGGAUCGCGACGUUCGCUCAAGGAGGACAGCGGCUCACCCAAGUCGAAGCGCAGGCGCAAGGUCAGCGUCACGGGCCUGGCAGGCGACGUGGUGCGCGGCGUCACCAGCAAAGUGACCAACCAGGUGACCAGCCGCAUGGGCAAUCGCUGCAGCUGGCUGUACGACGUGCCCCACAUUGUGGCGCAGUGGCGCAAGCUGGCGCUCAGCUUCACCGUCUGGACCAUACCCAACUGGCUGCUGGAGUACACGUCCAGCUACAUCAGCCGAAAGUUCUUUCUAAACAGCGACUGUGAUAUGAUCUACAAAUAGCUCGAGGGCGCUUCGAACUGCUUAGGCGUAACUAUGUAUGCCCUAGAAUUGGUUAUUAUGUAUACUUAACGAAUUGUAUAACACCCAAGGGCAGAGAAAUCGCCCAAUACAUAUAGUCCCUAUAUAGACGGUCUGCCUCUCCGCCUAUCGGAACUCGACUCUGCGGGCAGCUAAGCUGAUGAAACUUUGUACAGCGACGGCAUUUGGCUGCCAGCGUAGCAUAUAUAAAAGCUGAUCGAAUCGAUUAACUUUAUCAUAUAGAAGUCAGUUACAUAUAUGACCAACAAUCUAGAUCUUAUAUGAUAAACUCAUUCAAACUUGUGCAAUUGCGAGUCUUUAAGUUUAAUUUCUGUUUAAAUCAGACUACUUUAUCAUAGGCAGAGGAAUGACUGCUUCAAAAUCUAGUUAAUGCUUACUUAUUGUUUACAAAUAGGUAAAGCUUAAAAUGAAAAAAAAAAAUAUAUAUAUAUAUAUAUUUUAUAUGAAGAUUCACGAAAUAAACUUAUCAUUAUCGAGCUUCUUUGGCUAUUUAUCAUAAGGAUAUAUUUAGAACAUUUUAUAUUUGGUUGACCUUAUCUUUUACUUUGAAGAGCAUUCCCGAAUCUUUUAGAUUAAUAAUUUUAAUUUACGAUCAACCUAGGACAUGUGUUCAUAUACGAAUGUUUUAUUAUAUGAUCUGAAAUGGAAUUUAGAUUCAGUCUGAAAAAGUUGUUUUUUACCCUAAAAAGAAUUUGUUAUGCUGAAUAUAACUUAAAUUUGCCACAACAACAACGCAAAGGCUUUCCAUCUCCUCCCCUACUAAAACCAUUUAAAACUUGACUAAGACACACAAAGAGUUGAAAUUUAUUUAAGUUUUUUUUUAGAGCUAAGAUGUAAUUAUUAGGCAUAAGUUGAAAUAAAGUUAGUAUUUGCCAAACA
This is a messenger RNA of Drosophila mojavensis, 1664 nucleotides long. RefSeq lists its product as uncharacterized. The record is from RefSeq and is a predicted model, not a curated record. Bases 297 to 746 code for a protein of 149 amino acids. The transcript has 2 exons. Lineage: Eukaryota; Metazoa; Arthropoda; Insecta; Diptera; Drosophilidae.